AUGGGGUCUGGCAUGUGCUCGAGAAGGCAAAAGGGGCUCUUGCAAACCGGCUUCUGCCUGGUGGCGGUGGCUUGUUUGGGCGCCGGAGUUUUCAUGUACAGCCACUUGCAGCAGAAGGCGAAGGACGCCGAAGCCCUGGCUCUGAAAUUCAAACAGCAGCAGGAAGCUCUGUCCGCCCAGCUACAAGUUGUGUACGAGCACAGAUCGCGGCUUGAACGAUCCCUGCAGAAAGAGCGAGGGGAGCACAAGAAGACUAAAGAAGAUUUUUUGGUGUAUAAAUUAGAAGCUCAAGAGGCACUCAACAAAGAGAAGCAAGAUUCUAUGAACAGAUAUGGGGCCCUCAGUUCACAGCAUAAGAUACUGAAGAACCAGCACGAAGACGUCAAGAAACAGCUGCUCGACCUGCAGCUGCAGCACAACAGCUUGAAACUAGAGCAUCGCAAGACGGUGGAGACCCACAGCCAGAAAUACGCGCAGCUGCAGCGGGAGAAGGAGAGUGAAGUCACAGGCUUGCAGGAUACCGUCUUCAAACUCCGAGAGGAGAGCAAGCUUCUCCGGCAGGCCCACCAGGAUGUCCACUCUCAGCUCCUCGAUGCUCAGACCCAGAUGGAGGAGUUCAGGCAGCUCAAGGAAGCUCUGCAGAAGAUGCCAAGUUUCAAGGAAGUAGGACCUGCGAAGGGGCAAGAGCAGCUCCAGGCACUGAAGGAACAGCCCCCGGUGCCGGGCAGCAACCAUUUACAGUUCUCUAGGCAGAAGGUGUUUGCAGCCAAUGGGGCCAAAAUGCUGCUGAGCUCCGUGGAUCAGGAGAAGCCCCCUGGUGGGAGCCUGAUGAGACCACAGAUCUCUGGGGUCAGGAGCCAGGGAGAGGGGACUUUGCCCCAAGGCCAGACCUCACAUAAUAGUGAUGGCCCCAGGCCUCAGAGCGAUGUGCUGUUUGCCCAUCCGGCCCCACUGCAGGAAGCCAAUCCACCACCAGCAGCCCUGCCUGCCCGGCCGCAGGGACAUGGGGACAGCCCUGUGAUCCGAUUCACACGGACAGUGAACAGUGUGCAGAAUGGGAACUCGGAUCACAAGGUGGUGGUGAGCAUUCAGGGGAAAACCAGUGAGGAAAACCGUGCUCCCAGAGGGGUGGUGCCUAAUCUGAAACGCCCAUCUACGUUGGAGAAGGAGGCAGCUCCAGCCAACCAUCCCUCGGCAGGGAACAAACCGGCGCAGAUGCAAAGCUGGCAAGACAUUGUUAACAAAGUGAAUGCCCGAAUGGAUGAGGAACAAGUGCACGGUCACCCAAAGCACCUUCACUUUGACACCAGAUCUGAGCAGAAUGGCAAUCUGUUGUUGGCCAAUCAACAAAGAGGGGCAGAGCAUCCGAUAGCCAAUCGGGAAGGAGACAAGGAAGGGACCGAUGAUGAGGAACUCGAGAUGGAUGCUGGGAUGAUCGAAAGAGAAGAGAAUAUGCACACGCAAAAAGAGGCGGUGGUCCAGGAGCCAAUGAUGCCUGAUGAUGCUGCAGACCCUGCUCAGGACCCCAAUAACCAAGGGGAAGAUGAGUUUGAGGAGGCCGAGCUGGAGAGGCCGGAUUUUGAGGAGAAGAUGGUCCAAUCAGACAAAUACAAGGACCCCAGCGUGCUAGGGAAAGAGGAGACAAAGAAGCCGCUGAAGGGUGCCGCUGGGCCAGACAAAGCCAGGGAAGAGCCAAUGGAUGACUACCAAGAAGAUCAGGAGCAAGAAAUUGAGGAUCAUGGAGGGGAGGUGGACGAUAACGACGACCUGGAGCUAGUGCAGGAGCACAAGGACCGUGGGGGCGUCCCAGGAGCUGAGAGCAAGAAGGACGAUUACUACUGA
Molecule: messenger RNA, 1842 nt
Organism: Emys orbicularis (European pond turtle)
Lineage: Eukaryota; Metazoa; Chordata; Testudines; Emydidae
Product: Golgi integral membrane protein 4-like
Exons: 14
Coding region: 1-1842 (613 amino acids)
Cellular component (GO): Golgi membrane; Golgi apparatus
Source: RefSeq, a predicted model, not a curated record